AUGUUUGAAAAGAUAUUAUUAUUUAUUUAUAUCGUGAAAGUCAGUAAUGCAGUUGUUAUUCAUACAUCAGAUAAAUACAAGAAGGAUUUAAUUAAACCCAAUUCACAAGGAUGGCAAACGGUCAAAAUGUACCACCCACCUCAGGCAUUCGGAUACAAAUACGAACCUUACGCCUACCCCAAAUAUGAAUUUGAAUAUUCAGUAUCAGACAAAAAUACUGGCGAUCACAAACAUCACAGCGAAGCUCGAGAUGGAGACCGAGUUCGUGGCGAAUACAGCCUUGUUCAGUCCGACGGCUCACUGCGGAAGGUGCAAUAUACUGCCGACGAUCAUAACGGGUUUAAUGCAGUAGUGAGCAGAAUAAUUAACAACCAUGGUGAUCACGCAGUUUCAGUUUCUGGCCAUACACAAUUUUUUUAUCCAGUAGGGCACAAUGUUAAGAUUAAUCAUUACUUUCCUGGAAAAGAUUACCAGUAUCAGGAAAUCAAAAUGUCCGACCACAAAAUCAGUAAACCGGUACAUGAAGAAACUGCUGUUAAUAACAAAGAUGUCAAAAUGGUCAUGAUAGACUCCGAAGAUAAGCUUUUGGCUAUAGAACCAAUGAAAGAAAAAGAAGAAAUUAAAGAUACUGCUCGUAAAGACGAAAAACUUGCGAUGCAAGUAGAUGUAACGGAGACCAUUCCUAUUCAGGUACUGCCUGCUGUAGAUCCAGUGAUACCAGAUAAUAGCAAUGACGAAAAAGUUAACGCGGAACCCCUAAACUCUGUAUCAAUGGAUCAGAAUUCUAACAUUUCGCCUGCAAAGGAAUUAUCAACAGAAAACGAAAUCCAAAACCUCAACGAAAAGGAAAAUAGCGAUUCUGAGGUGGCGUCAUCAUUUUAUACUACCAAAUAUUAUUAUGUAAUUCAAUAA
This is a messenger RNA of Arctia plantaginis, 912 nucleotides long. The record is from the annotation of a GenBank genome assembly. NCBI's taxonomy places the organism in Eukaryota, Metazoa, Arthropoda, Insecta, Lepidoptera, Erebidae.